AUGACGCGAUUCAUGCUCAGCAACAACUAUUUUAGGCCAAAUCACCAGAAAGGGUUUUUACCCGGGAUUUCUGGAUGCCUAGAACACAACACCUUGCUGUCGGAGAGUUUGAAAGAUGCUAGAAAAAGCGAGCGGCAAAUUACUGUUUGUUGGAUAGACUUAGAGAACGCGUUCGGGUCGAUACAACACGAAUUGAUGCUAUUCGCACUUAGAUGGUACAACUUUCCACCCCUAGUUAGAGAUAUGAUCGCGUUGUAUUACUCAAAAUUGAGGUUUUCUAUAAUAACUAAAGAGGGCCCUUCAAAAAGUUUGAGUUAUAAUGUAGGACUGUUUCAAGGUUGUUGUCUAUCUCCAAUUGCGUUUAAUAUCGUAAUUAACAUCUUAGUAGACAAAUUAACCUGUAACGAGAAAAAAUGGGGUUAUCGGCUUAAGUUUAAUAAUAAAUACACGGAAUCCAUUUUAGCCUUCGCUGAAGAUCUCGCAAUACUGACACGUAACCCCAAACACUGUCAGGUACUAUUGGAUGAAGUGGAUAAAUUCUGUGAGUGGACGGAUGGGUUGAGGACAAAACCCAGUAAAUGUCACUGUCUGUGUCUUGGUAGACGGAAUACAAGAUACACCUCAUACGAUCCGGGACUAUCGUUAGGUGGUCAAUGCAUUUCUACGGUUACGGAAAAUGCACCAUUUAAAUUUCUCAGUCGUAAGAUAGAUAAUGUAGGCCGUACUCCAUCUUUAGAAGGAAUAGUAGAUAGCUUUUUGAACGAUCUUAACAAGUUGGAUGCAGGCGUCAUAAAGAUGUUGAAGUUGUGGCUCGGGCUCGCGCUAACGGCUGAUUCAUCGGCGUUAUUUAGGGGAAGCAAUAGUUUUGGGAUGAGUCUAAAAAGGCCAUCGGAGCUCUAUAAACACCUAAGAGUUUCCAAUAGAUAUAUCCUGGGGAAAUCCCAUGAUGACGUAGUGACAUCGCUUCCAAAAGAUGAAGAUGCCCCCGAGCUAGAGUCACGACUUCAAUUCCAUAAGCAAUUUAUGAUAGGAGCACAAAGUAACAGAGUGGGGUUAGGAUCAAAUAGGAAAGUCCAAGAUGCGGAUAUAUUGAAGUCUUUUAUUCGGCAAGACGAGAAUGAUAAAUAUAAGAUCCAUGCAAUGAAUUUAGAAAUGCAGAACGAGUGGUUAGACAUAGGAGAUUUUUGCAUCCCAUUAGCAUUAAAAUGGCGCACUUUAAUUUAUGAUUGGUCGCCAGCAUUGCUAAAAUUCUAUCUCAAUGCGUUCCAGAUGACUCUCCCAGAUCAGAGUAAUUUAGUAAGAUGGGGUAAAAGUACCGAAAAAACUUGCUAUAUCUGUAGAAAGGCAGUUGGAACUGCUAAGCAUCUGCUGGUGGGAUGUAAGGUACUCCUGGACAGCGGUCAAUACUCGCGUCGUCACGAUAGGGUUCUAGAAGUCAUACGUUUUGUGAGAGAAGGCACUAGGGCUACAAAAUCAAACGUCAAGCUUUACUCCAUCCUUAAAGCGGCGUCGGAUUGGACUAUAAUGAUGGACACGCAUGAAAAACAAUAUAAAAUCCCCGAGGAUAUUUGUGCGUCGGCCUCCAGACCGGAUAUAUUUUUGUUUUCGCGAAUUUUAAAGCGCGUAGUGAUGAUAGAGCUUACGGUCCCUUGGGAAACCAACAUCCCCAAAGGCCAUACCAUCAAGGUCAACAAAUAUUAUGAGCUCAUAAACGAACUCACUCGAAAUAGGUUCGUAGUAGAUUUGUACGCGGUGGAGGUGGGAGCGAGAGGUAUAACAGCGAAAUCUCUCUAUAAACUACUAAAGGACUUGGGCUUGUCCAGAACUCACAUUAAUGCAUUCUUGGAACGUACAUCGAAGGCAGCCCUGGUAGGUUCUUUUCAAAUUUGGUUAGGUAGGGAGAGGAGCUUGGACAGUGGAGGUGAGCGUAUAACGCGCGUUAGUUAA
This is a messenger RNA of Danaus chrysippus (African queen), 1947 nucleotides long. The record is from the annotation of a GenBank genome assembly. NCBI's taxonomy places the organism in Eukaryota, Metazoa, Arthropoda, Insecta, Lepidoptera, Nymphalidae.